CAUACACUGUUAUGUAUAAUGUGAGGCCCGCGCACGAGCCCGCGCAUCCGGGCAAUCCUAUAUAAGAAGAUGUGACGCGCCAGUUUCAACUUCUUCGCUCUCUCAUAUAACCUACGUUGACUUUAUUAUAUUUAUACCUGCUAAGUGAUUGUUUAUUUAAAUAUCUCUAUUAUUGUGUUAUUUGUUAUUUAUCAUGUUUCGUUUGAGCUUUUUCGUGAGCUUCGUAGGCUUUACAGCGUGUACUCCACUUUGGCCUGGUUUACAAUUCCACAAUCAAGAUGGUUCUGGCUCAUAUAGUUACGGUUAUCAAGGGCCUCAUCAUGCAAAAAUGGAAUCUAGAUCGAACGGCAUUACUCAAGGAGGAUACUCUUACGUAGACGCGAAUGGUAUUCUACAGAAUGUAGCUUAUACUGCAGACCCGGUGAAUGGAUUUCGAGUUAGAGCGAGUAAUUUACCGCAACAGCCAGAUAACUCUUUGGUAGCAUUAAACGAAACUCCUGAGGUGGCAGAAGCACGUCGGAAUCACUUGGCGGAGUAUACGAGAAUAGCAAAUUCACUUGGAAUCUCACAAACUUCAAAUGCCAUUGAUCAGUUCGAACAAUCAUCCUCCAAAAAUCCUUUCGUUUUAUCAAAGGACGAAGCAUCACGUAUUGAAAUUCCCAAGCCGGCGUUCGACCAAUUUUACCUAAAUAAAAGACCAUCAUCGUCUCCAUUAUUUCCACCGUAUUACAACAGAUUUCCAGUAGCUGUUGGUGUAGGAUCUUAUCCAGUGCCCGUUCCACCAGAAGCGAUACGAUUUUCGUCAGCAAUACCGUCACCAAACUCGGUGGUGAUUUCCCAGCGACCUGUCCACUCAUCACUAAGACACACUCAGGACUCCUUGGGUCAGUACGACUACAGCUACACGGGUGACACCAGCGCUAAAAGUGAGUCCAGAUCAUUAGACGGAACAACUCGCGGAGCUUACAGCUACAUCGACGCAAACGGGCUGCUUCAGCAAGUUCACUACAUCGCAGACCAUAAUGGGUUCCGAGUUCUCGCAACGAAUCUACCAGAAGCUUGAUUAAAACUUUCAAGAAAUCUAAUUACUAAAAUUUUUUAAAAACCUCUUAUCUUGUCACCGUCACAGACCGACAUCCAUUUAUCUUUAAAUUUUUUACCUUUAUAAUUAAACCCGUCAGAUUAACCGACUCCGAGGAUUACAUCACUGUCACUAUCAUCUUCUUCAUCAUCAUUAUUAUCACCAUCAUAAUUAUGAUUAUCAUCGUAAUAAAAAAAAAUAAUAUCGUGUGAAGGUUUUUUUAAGGUAGUGGGAAUUAAUGAUUGAAUGCCUUUUGAGUGGGUUCAAUAGAGAUAAUCUCUCGUUUGAGCGAACAUACCAUACACUUGACUGGCAUUCACAUUUAGUAUCUCUGUAUUAAGCGUAUAUUUCAUGCGAUUUAAAUAAAUCAUUAAACUUCAUACGAUUAUA
This is a messenger RNA of Cotesia glomerata, 1471 nucleotides long. RefSeq lists its product as uncharacterized. The transcript is spliced from 3 exons. Lineage: Eukaryota; Metazoa; Arthropoda; Insecta; Hymenoptera; Braconidae. Gene Ontology annotation, molecular function: structural constituent of chitin-based larval cuticle. The record is from RefSeq and is a predicted model, not a curated record. Bases 194 to 1063 code for a protein of 289 amino acids. Gene Ontology annotation, cellular component: chitin-based extracellular matrix.